AUGAACCCGCAAUGUUCUAAAUGUAAGGCAGCAAUGAGGAAAUAUAACUACUCCGUCAAAGAGAUAGAACGUAUGCGAAACGACUAUGCAGACUUAAAGAAAGAAGCAGAAAAGCCAGCAGAAGAUAAAAUGGACAUGUUAGCAUUUCUGAACAAAAACUAUCCAACUGCUGACGAUUUCCUUCUAUCUGAUGUCAAGAAGAAGUAUAAAGAAACUUUCGGUAUCGUUAAAACAUUCGAUGUACUGACAGAAGAAAUAGAAGCUACGAAAUUGUUUAGAGUCAUGAACCAUCGCAACAUAUACCAUGUAAAACGCUUGUAA
Trichomonas vaginalis G3 is the source of this 321-nucleotide messenger RNA. RefSeq names its product organellar and viral DNA polymerase type B. Bases 1 to 321 code for a protein of 106 amino acids. The transcript has a single exon. Lineage: Eukaryota; Parabasalia; Trichomonadida; Trichomonadidae. The record is from RefSeq and is a predicted model, not a curated record.